UGCGUCACCAAAACAAAGCGCGUGCUGCGCAGCGGCUGUAACAGUUGACUCGGUCGGAAAUCAACGUCUUUAGCUACAUAAAAUGAUAAAAUGCCAAUUUGCUGGCUUAUCAGCGAGGAGCGCAAUCAUAAACCUAUCCGACUGCCUCACCUGCAGACAGUUGUCCUGGGUCGAGGUCCAGAGACGACUAUUAAAGACAAAAAAUGCUCGCGGCAGCAAGUUGAAUUGAAAGCUGAAUGCAACAAAGGUUAUGUCAAAGUUAAACAGCUGGGCUUGAAUCCGACCUCCGUAGACUCAGUGGUGGUGGGUAAGGACAGUGAGGUGAAAAUGAAGCCCGGACAGAAGCUUCACAUUGUCAAUCAGCUCUACCCAUACACUGUAAUAUUCAAGGAGGAUCCCACUGGGGAUCAGGGCAGUGGCACCAAAAGACCCCGAGAGUCGGCUUCAGAGGACAGAGAGAGCCGCAGAGAGGCUCCAAAUGUUAAAGCAGCCAAACAGACAGAACAGGUCUCUGUGUCAGUCAGUCAGGGAGAAGUCACAAAAACCAGUGUAAGAGAGCAAAGAAAGUGUGUGUGCACAGAUAAAAAAAAUGUUUAUACAUGUUUUUCUCUUGUGUGGUUGUUAGUAUGUUUUAUUAAAAUACAUGUUGCCUUAAAUUUGUUGCAGGAAAGUUUUGGACAUUGGAGCCAAGGUCUGAAGGUCUCAAUGCAAGACCCAAACAUGCAGGUGUACAAAGAUGAUAAAGUAGUGGUAAUCAAAGAUAAAUACCCCAAAGCUCGCUACCACUGGCUGGUCCUCCCGUGGCAGACCAUUUCCAGCCUGAAGGCUUUACGUGACGAGCACUGCGACCUGGUGAAACACAUGCAGGAAGUUGCUGACCAGAUGAUUCAGCAGUGCCCAGAUGCUACCUCGCUGCGCUUCCGCACAGGGUACCAUGCCAUCCCCAGUAUGAGUCACGUACACCUCCAUGUGAUCAGCCAAGACUUCGACUCUCCUUGUUUAAAGAACAAGAAGCACUGGAACUCAUUCACAACUGACUAUUUCAUGGAGUCUCAUGAUGUCAUUCAGAUGCUCGAAACAAACGGAAGGGUCACCGUCAAAGAAGGAACCAGCGAGCUCUUGAAACUACCUCUCCGCUGUCACGUGUGUCGCAGAGAGCUUUCUACUAUACCCGCUCUGAAGGAGCACCUCAAGUCUCACUUUCCCAGCUAAGACAGUGACUGAAGGGAAAACGUGUCAGAUGUUUAUGGUUCAGCACAGGACUGUAGUGUGAUGGGCAUUAUUUUUGCCUGUUAAUUUUGAUUUACGGUUUUAUAAGACUUGUUAUUACGUGACCAGAACACAAUGUCCAUCUGGAGCUUUAUUUGGAUUUUCAACAUGUCGCAUGUCAGCAGGUUUAAGAUGCACUUAUGUUGGAUUUCAUCUGGGUUUUUCUGCCACACACUGCAUCUUUUGUUCCCACAUUUUCAAACACUAUGUUGUAUUAAAUGUUUUUCUAAGAAGUGAA
This is a messenger RNA of Epinephelus lanceolatus (giant grouper), 1507 nucleotides long. It is a transcript of the gene aptx, whose product is annotated as aprataxin. The record is from RefSeq and is a predicted model, not a curated record. Gene Ontology annotation, cellular component: nucleus. Gene Ontology annotation, biological process: single strand break repair. Lineage: Eukaryota; Metazoa; Chordata; Actinopteri; Perciformes; Serranidae. Gene Ontology annotation, molecular function: DNA 5'-adenosine monophosphate hydrolase activity; protein binding; mismatched DNA binding.